UGAAAACUUCAGUAAUUCAUCUUCAUUUGAAAUGUAGCAUAAAAAUAAAGAAUCGAAUUUACAUUUUCAGAGUUUGAUCAUCUCCUGUUUCUUCGUUUGGAUUAAUAAAUACCUCCAGGCUCAUGGUGACGCUCAUGGACACGUCGCCCAAACCCGGGGCGUCCCAGGUCUCCGACGUGGUGUUCGUCAUCGAGGGGACGGCCAACCUCGGCCCGUACUUCGAGUCCCUGCGCAAGAACUACAUCCUGCCCGCGAUCGAGUAUUUUAACGGCGGUCCACCCGCUGAGACGGACUUCGGCGGAGACUAUGGUGGUACCCAGUAUGGACUGGUGGUGUUUAAUACAGUGGACUGCGCUCCGGAGUCGUAUGUCCAGUGCUACGCUCCCACCAGCUCUGCGUUCGAGUUCGUGUCCUGGAUCGACAGCAUCCAGUUCAUGGGAGGAGGGGCGGAGAGCUGCAGCCUGAUCGCCGAGGGUCUCUCCGUGGCCCUGCAGCUCUUCGACGACUUCAAGAAGGUCCGCGAGCAGAUAGGUCAGACUCACAAGGUGUGUGUGCUGCUGUGCAACUCGCCGCCGUACCUGCUGCCCGCCGUGGAGAGCGUCAGCUACACCGGCUGCACCACCGACGGCCUCGUCCAGAUCAUCCGAGACAGAGGAAUCCAUUUCUCGGUGGUCGCCCCGCGUAAGCUGCCGGCGCUGCGAGCCCUGUUCGAGCGAGCCUCUCCGGUGGGGGCGCCGGAGUCCUCGCACCCGGACUACAGUCAGGACCCGUUCCACAUGGUGCUCAUCCGUGGCAUCUCGCUCCCAGUGGCGCUCGGCGGCGGUUCUGGACCCGUCCCGCUGAAACCGGUCUUACCUCCGCAGCCCCUCGCCGUCCAGCCGGCUCCGAUCGGCUCCGCCCCCCAGCCUGCUCCUCCGAUCAGCGCCGCUCUGUCAUAUCAGCCGAUUCCUCAGCCCCCUCUAAUGGCGGCGGCGGCGGCAGCAGCCAAGGUCGUGGAGGCGGCGAGCAUCCAGAAGACUCGCUUCCCAGGUAUGGUCAAUCCACCCUUCAGUACCCAGCCUCAGCUGCCCACUGUGGGCGGAGUCAAACUGGCGCCGGCUAGCCAGCCCAGCCUGUCCACGGUCACCACGGUGUCCACGCCCAUGUUACCGCAGCAACAGCCUCAACCUCCCGUACAGCAGCAGCAACAGCAGCAACAGCAGCAGCAGCAGCAGCAGCAGCCGCAGCCACAGGUCCUGCCUCCCGGGCAGCCGGCACCCAAUCAGCAGCCUCCUCAGGCUCUUCAGCAGCCCAACCCAGCCAAUCCGCAGGUGCCGCCGUCUUCUCAGCCCGGCAUGCCCGGCGUCUCUGCUCAGCAGCCUGGAACCAAUUCCAUCGCUGGUCAGCCUGGGGUGCCCAACAAGGUGGUGGCCUGGAGCGGAGUCCUGGAAUGGCAAGAGAAGCCCAAAGCCUCCUCCAUGGACUCCAACACCAAACUGACCCGCUCGCUGCCCUGCCAAGUACAAGUCAAUCAGGGAGAGAACCUGAACACUGAGCAGUGGCCUCAGAAGCUGAUCAUGCAGCUCAUCCCUCAGCAGCUGUUGACAACGCUGGGUCCUCUCUUCAGGAACUCUCGGAUGGUUCAGUUUCUCUUCACCAAUAAGGACGUGGAGUCUCUGAAGGGGCUGUACCGCAUCAUGGCCAACGGUUUUGCCGGCUGCGUGCAUUUUCCCCACAGCGCUCCGUGCGAGGUGCGAGUCCUGAUGCUGCUCUACUCGUCCAAGAAGAGGAUCUUCAUGGGUUUGAUCCCCAACGACCAGAGCGGCUUCGUCAACGGCAUCCGCCAAGUCAUCACCAACCACAAACAAGUGCAGCAGCACCGUUCAAUGAACACUGGCGGUCAGAUGCAGUCCGGUCAGGUCCCACCCACACAGAACUUCCUCAACCGGCCGCCCGGCCAAAUCCCCGUCACCCACGGCAACGUGCAGCAGCAGUCUGUGGUGGUGGGCAUGACUCCCGUUAGUCAGGUCGCCAUGAUGGACGAGCAGCAGAGACAGAACAACAUGCUGACGAUGAGGGGGGCGGCGACGGCCAAUCAGCAGCCGCCGGUCGUCGGGGCUCCACCGAAUCAGGUGGCGCAGGGCCAGGGUCAGGCCUCGGGCGCCAUGCUGCGCCUGCCCAACCCGGGAGCCAAUCCGCAGCUUCGCAGCCUCCUCCUGAGCCAGCAGCAGCCGCAGAACUCGGUGUCUCACAUGCCGGGCAUGCUCCCUCUUCAGGGCCUGAACCAGCAGAUGGUGCAUCCUACAGCAGGAGGGGCUCAGAUCCAGCCCCAGUGGAGACAGCCCAUGCCAGGUCAGAUGAUGAUGAACGGACCGAGGGGCCCCGUCCCUCAGAACCCCGGCAUGGCUCAGGUCUCCAGCGUCAUGGAGGACGAGAUUCUAAUGGACCUGUUGUGAGGACUGCGUUACCCAGAAUUCCACACUGCAGCCCUACUCCUUACUCUUUAUACUUUUGCUCUGGAGGACAGAAAGCAGGAGGUUAGGUACAGCGCUCCACACAGAUUGAACACCGGCUCCUCUCGAUCCUGAACCCUGAACCCCUUGUGUGCUUAAAUACGGAGUCUUUACGGUUCUGGAGAGAAGAGAACGUCACAGGAACGCUUCGGUUGCAGAAAUGUUUGGACAGGCUGUGAGAUAAAAUGAUGACAUUUGUAGUAUUUGGGAUACAGAUUUCCUUUUUCGUGCCACGCCUUUUCUCCUGGUUACGCCUUUGUUACCAUUCCCAAAAUUCCCAUUUGGGGGGAAAAGUCUCAGAUAUUUAAAUAUUCUGCAGCGCGUCGUUGUGCAUUUUUUUUCUCCCGGUCUGCGGUUUGAAUGUUCGGGGGUUCGGGAUCGAGACCCGGUGUUUGCGUGUUCCACCGGGAUGAAUUUUGCUCCUUUCACAUGGUUGUAUUUUUUAUGGAGCUUUUACUUUCGGAUGGUUUUUAUGUUUCUUAAGUUGCGCGCCGUUGUUUUAUGGAGAUGAAAUAAAGAUGAUUCGUUUUUGUCCGACAA
Trichomycterus rosablanca is the source of this 3032-nucleotide messenger RNA. RefSeq names its product mediator complex subunit 25 (gene med25). The transcript is spliced from 20 exons. Bases 123 to 2435 code for a protein of 770 amino acids. NCBI's taxonomy places the organism in Eukaryota, Metazoa, Chordata, Actinopteri, Siluriformes, Trichomycteridae. The record is from RefSeq and is a predicted model, not a curated record. Gene Ontology annotation, biological process: positive regulation of transcription by RNA polymerase II. Gene Ontology annotation, cellular component: transcription regulator complex; mediator complex.